ACAGCCAGUAGGAGAGGUCGCACGGCGCCGACACCCUGCGUCUUUAAGGGGACGCGGAAAAAAGAGGGCGUGUUUAGUCAUUCACGCUACAUCAGGAGGCAUUAUAGUGAGUUGCUGAUCCUCAUAGCAGUUGCACCGUUUGUGAGGAUGCGAGGACAGCUACUGUAGAAUUUCUCUAGUACCAUAAAGACCGAACCGGGUAGUCUAACAGCGCUGCUUGGAAUACAGAGAGCACACCUGAGCGCAUUACAUUUAAUUCCGUUUGAUGAACGCACCCCUACAUUAUUACUGAGCUGCUGGGGGCCUAGGAGUGGUGCUGCAGCUGUUUUUAUGAAUGGGAUGCUCGGUUUCCAGGCUGACUGGAGUUAAGGAGCACCAUUAUUCCUUCCAAGGCUCAUAAAGAUUGAAGAUCUGGACCACCUCUAGCUACACACCACCAUGCCAAUCUUAAAGCAGCUACUCUCCACCUCUUCCCAAACGAAGCGUCGCUCACGUAUGGACUUGACCAGGGAGAUGAUCAGUGCUCCCCUUGGUGAUUUUCGUCACACUAUGCACGUAGGUCGCAGCGGUGACGCUUUCGGAGACACGUCUUUUCUAAGCACACGCUCUGGGGAACCUUCCCCUGAGACAACAUCUUUCCCUCGCUCUCCUCGGACCGGCCUUUUGGCACGCACCUUUAGGAGCAGCAAGCGCUCACAGUCGGUGACCAGAGUGGACCAACAGAACGAUAGCAGCUUGAUGAUUCCUGGAGGGUCCCCAACAUUUGUUAAAAACGCCAUGUCCCUGCCUUUUCUCAAUGACGAAAACAGAGGGAACAGCAUUGAGUCAAAGAGCUUGUCUUCAAGCCCAUUUAAGCAGCACAGGGAGCUGGAUUGUGGGGGAGCUGCAGCAGCAGCAAAUUUACUCGAGCUGCAAGAAAAAAGCUUUGGUGAACUGACGGAGCUGCCGGAGAGCUCCAUUCACUACGGAGGUGGAAUGAAGCACGCAGAAUCGGUCAUGUCGUUCCAUGUCGACUUGGGACCCUCCAUGCUAAACGACAUCUUGGAUGUGAUGCAAAAGGAGGAAGAUGAUCUUGGCUACGAGGAAGGCAAGAGCAGUGAGGGCCGUGCCUCGCCAGCACUUAGCAACCACUGUGAGGAAGAGGAUGAGGAAAAGCAGGAUGAGGAUGAAGGUGGUGACCAAUAUGUGGAGGCAGAAAAAGAUGCAGCAGAGCAUCCAACCCACUCUACUGAUCUGAGGGCUGAAGAUCAAGGUCCUUACACUCCAGAGUACACGCCUGAAAUACGUCCCAAACACCUUCAGCAUCUAGACAGCUGCUCCAUGUCGAGCUCUGGCUCUGCUGCAAUGGAUGAGAAGCCAAACUACCAGAAUUACGCAGGAGACACAGACAGCGCUACCUUCAGUGCACCACCUGAGGAGGAGAGCAACUUCUCCUCUUUCUUGGAGGAUGAAGAUGAUGAAAUCCACGUAUAAGAGUUCAGACUCAAAACCACCAAGCUCUAGAAGACAUUUGGUAGCAUGGAUUUUGAUUUAGAGCAGCAUGACAAAGCUGUAUUGGGCACCUGUGGGACCAGAAACCUUCAGCUUUUUAUGGCUACAAAGAAAGUGUGAUUACCCCUUUUAAGAUGUGGCCAAAUCCAUUCACCAGAGCGCCUUACCCUUUUGAACACUGACAUAAUUGACAUGGAUGAGGAGGGCACUGUCUGAAUACAUACUAUUCCAGAAAUAAACUGUGAGGUCUGGUUGAAAAGAAACUAGUUGAAGGAAAAAAAGCAAACUUAACUCAGCCUUUCAAUCUCUCUUUUCUUACUAUCACACCCCCCAUCCCACCCCGUGCCGUGGGACAUCAUGCGGCCUGAGCUGAACAGAAGGGCUCUGUCACAAGCGGACCACUGGUGGGUGUCUUGUCCCAAUAAAGAGAGCUGUGUUUGUGACUGGAGUGCUAGGCCCAGCAUCAAUCCCCUUUCAUCAUAAAAUAUUAUGGCAGAGCUACAGAUCUGUCAGACUUUUCACCCUUAUUCUCACCUAUGUAACUCAGGGUCCCUGCAACGCUGCCUGAAGGUAACCAUCUCCAGCUUGCAGGACCACAAAGCCUAAACCGAAAUUCUGUUGUUAGUCUAGUGGAUGCCAUGCGGCGCAAAGUUCAGUCAGGGGGGAAGCUUUAAAGUAAUGCUUUUGGGUCACUACAAAGAACCUUGUUAUCACAGGAAACCAGGGGGUGAAGAGUAACGUGUGCCACAUUCUUGGUUGUCUUUUUAUCUCUUGUUCCAUUUAACACAGUGUUUUUUCUUUUCUUUCAAAAUGAUUUUCAUCACAAACUUCUGCAUUCCCUCCACAUUUGUUUGGCUUUUCGAUUUGACUGCAGACUGGUUAAAAACCACUUCCUUCCUUUUUUUCUUUUUUGUUUUACAUCCGGGCGACUGCCGUGCUACAUCUUAACCGUUAAAAAGUGAGGCUCAUUAGUCAACCCCAUCACUACACACGGCUAGGGCUUCAUGAUUAAAACGCAAGUGUGCUGGAAUGUAAAAGUAAACCAGACACUACUAGGAUCUGUAGUUUUUGUAGAAAAAAAAAACUCUUCCUCUCUUUUUCUGUGUUCGUUUGAAGCACGGAUGAAAAAAAUGCCUCAGCCAGCGAUAGAUGCAAGAGCAUUAAGGAGAAGAUUGCCGGUUUUAUGCAAGUUGCACCGUCAUUGCAGCUUGGCUCUACCUCUUGCAUCAUCAGAUCCAUGGGGCUCUAGCUGACUUGUGCAGAUUGAUUUCUCUGCCUUAACUGAAACUGACAGAUGUGCCAAAUUAUAAUAUUCAAGGCCAAAAAAAAAAUCAUUUUGUGAAAGUUUUGGGAGAGCCAGUUGAAUAUGUUAGUCUGUCUUUUCUGUAUAAUCUUAAUUUAGGCUUUUUACAGUGAAAAGAUUUAAGAAAUAAAAUAAAGGGUGAUUUAAAAGGAGAUAUCUUGCAGAAAAAAGGAGGUGCAGGAUGAGUUUGCAAAACUGGAUAUUUAUCAGUUACACACUACGCAAUGUAAUUAAGUCUUUCUCAUUUUGUGUGAAUGAGCCGCUGUGUUUUCUUUAUUCUUAAUAAGCCUUACUGUUUUCUGUACUGUAUAUCUUCAACUUUUUUCCCUAUAUCACCCAAAUUAACCUAUAUUUUUCAAUAAAAUAAAACCACAAUAA
Girardinichthys multiradiatus is the source of this 3172-nucleotide messenger RNA. RefSeq names its product cdc42 effector protein 4-like. The transcript is spliced from 2 exons. NCBI's taxonomy places the organism in Eukaryota, Metazoa, Chordata, Actinopteri, Cyprinodontiformes, Goodeidae. The coding region runs from base 439 to 1473 and encodes 344 amino acids. The record is from RefSeq and is a predicted model, not a curated record.